This is a messenger RNA of Balaenoptera ricei (Rice's whale), 2230 nucleotides long. RefSeq names its product STAM binding protein like 1 (gene STAMBPL1). Gene Ontology annotation, cellular component: membrane; endosome. Lineage: Eukaryota; Metazoa; Chordata; Mammalia; Artiodactyla; Balaenopteridae. The record is from RefSeq and is a predicted model, not a curated record. Gene Ontology annotation, molecular function: metal-dependent deubiquitinase activity; K63-linked deubiquitinase activity; protein binding. Gene Ontology annotation, biological process: protein K63-linked deubiquitination. The coding region runs from base 669 to 1979 and encodes 436 amino acids. The transcript is spliced from 12 exons.
CGGCGGCGGCGGCAUCAGGGACGGCUGCUGCAGGCUCGGGAUCGCCAGGCCUGCGCGUGGGUUUUCGAGGGAGCUCUCUGCGCUGGGCGCUGGGGAGCUACGGCCGCGAAGGGGAGGGGGAGGAGAGGAACGCACGGAAGCCAAACGGGCGAAGGUAGCAAAGCUCCGUCAGUCCGCAGAGAAGCGGAGGAGGGUCGGCAGAGUGAAGGGAGCGGGCGCCUGCUCGCUGGGUGCCCUAUCACCCUACUGCAGUGCCUUCCAGCAAAAGCCACCGCGGCCCGGGCUGCAGCGGCCAGACGGAUGCCAAGGCCACACGGCAGGCGCGGGGACAGCCGUUGCAGUCGCCAUCCCACGCGGGCUCCGGACAUCAGGGGCUGGUGGAAAACCUGAACUCUGACCCAGUGGGGAGAAGAAAGGCUGCUUUUGGCCAAUUAGAAAUGAGACUACAGCAUGUGGCAUGAGGUGCCCUGGCCUCUCUCAUCUGCCGCCCCUGCUUAUCCAGUUCCCUGCAGCACUCAGCCUGAAAGGAGUACCAGUGAGAAAACGACACGUUUGGGCGAUGGUCUCACUGGCUGUCCUGUGUUCCCGGUCUCUCAGGAGACUGUUUCCUGCCUGAUGAAGUGAUUGAGAAGAAACAAUAAACACCAUCAUUUUGUAGACAGGACAACAUGGAUCCGCCGUUAACGGUGAAUUCCCUGAAAAAGUUAGCUGCGAUGCCGGACCACAGGGAUGUUUCCCUCAGCCCGGAAGAGCGAGUCCGCGCCCUAAGCAAGCUGGGCUGUAAUAUCACCAUCAAUGAAGAUAUCACUCCACGCCGCUACUUUAGAUCCGGAAUAGAAAUGGAGAGGAUGGCGUCCGUGUAUUUGGAAGAAGGAAACUUGGAAAAUGCCUUUGUUCUUUAUAAUAAAUUUAUAACUUUGUUUGUAGAAAAGCUUCCUAACCAUCGAGAUUACCAGCAAUGUGCAGUACCCGAAAAGCAGGAUAUUAUGAAGAAACUGAAGGAGAUUGCAUUCCCAAGGACAGAUGAAUUGAAAAAGGACCUUUUAAAGAAAUAUAACGUAGAAUACCAAGAAUAUUUGCAAAGCGAAAACAAAUAUAAAGCUGAAAUUCUCAAAAAACUGGAGCAUCAGAGAUUGAUAGAGGCAGAAAGGAAGCGGAUCGCUCAGAUGCGCCAGCAGCAGCUAGAAUCGGAGCAGUUCUUGUUUUUCGAAGAUCAGCUCAAGAAGCAAGAAUUAGCCCGGAGUCAGAUGCGAAGCCAGGAACCUCCAGCACAGUCAGAGCAGAUUGAUGGGAGUGCUUUGUCCUGCUUUUCCACACACCAGAACAAUUCCUUGCUGAAUGUAUUUGCAGAUCAGCCAAAUAAAAGUGAUGCAACCAAUUACGCUGGCCACUCACCUCCCGUAAACAGGGCCUUAAAGCCAGCUGCAACUCUAAGUGCUGUUCAGAAUUUAGUGGUUGAAGGACUGAGAUACGUCGUUUUAUCAAGAGAUCUUUGCCACAGAUUUCUGCUCCUGGCAGAAUCUAAUACAGUGAGAGGAAUCGAAACCUGUGGAAUACUCUGUGGGAAACUGACGCAUAAUGAAUUUACUAUUACCCACUUAAUCGUGCCAAAACAGUCUGCGGGACCAGACUAUUGCGACGUGGAGAAUGUAGAAGAAUUAUUCAGUGUUCAGGAUCAACACAAUCUCCUCACUCUGGGAUGGAUCCAUACACAUCCAACCCAAACUGCGUUCUUAUCCAGUGUUGAUCUCCACACUCACUGUUCUUAUCAGCUCAUGUUGCCAGAGGCCAUUGCCAUUGUCUGUUCACCGAAGCAUAAAGACACUGGCAUCUUCAGGCUCACCAAUGCUGGCAUGCUUGAGGUUUCCGCUUGUAAAAAGAAGGGCUUUCAUCCACACACCAAGGACCCCAGGCUGUUCAGUAUAUGCAAACAUGUGUUGGUAAAAGACAUAAAAAUAAUCGUACUGGAUCUGAGGUGAUAUGUUCCGAAGAUUAGCACCGUCCACUCCAGACACUUACCCAUGGACCUGUGGUUGCUGGAUUUUCUUAAGAUGUUUCCAGAAAUGACUGACAUUUUAUAUUUAUACAUUUUAGAUCAGAAAGUUUGAUAUUUAUUACUUUUGCAUAUUUUGAAGCUUUCUUUUUGGGUUGCUUUGUCUCAAGAGAUGUUACAAUGGAGUUAAAUCAAUACCUAUUAAUGUGCCCAAAUACUAUGACCAGAUAAUAAAUU